Closterium sp. NIES-65 is the source of this 1053-nucleotide messenger RNA. Lineage: Eukaryota; Viridiplantae; Streptophyta; Zygnematophyceae; Desmidiales; Closteriaceae. The record is from the annotation of a GenBank genome assembly.
AUGGCUUGGCUUUUGAGUCGACUCAAAAACUCUUCCCGCUUCUCGCUCACUCCCGCCGGCCCUGAUGACAGCAUAGUGACGUGGCUAAGGGCCGCCCUGGCUUCUCCUGCUGAGCUGGCAGCGGCAGGCUGGCGCCACGUGGACGCCUCUGAUUGGCUGAGCGGCGGCCGCAGCUGGCGGUUGGAACAGAGAGCAGCAGCAGUGAUGGGGAGGAUUGCCGGGGGAGGCGUGACUGGGGAAGAGACGGAGAGAGAGGUGAGUAGAGGCGGGCUGGGUUUGCAUGGGGGACUUGAGUCGACUCAAAAGUCACUCUUCUCCAACACUCACUCUUCCCCUCCUCUACCCUUCCUCUCCCCCCCAAUGACUUUUGAGUCGACUCAAAAGUCACUCUUCUCCGACACUCACUCUUCCCCUCCUCUACCCUUCCUCUCCCCCCCAAUGACUUUUGAGUCGACUCAAAAGUCACUCUUCUCCGACACUCACUCUUCCCCUCCUCUACCCUUCCUCUCCCCCCCAAUGACUUUUGAGUCGACUCAAAAGUCACUCUUCUCCGACACUCACUCUUCCCCUCCUCUACCCUUCCUCUCCCCCCCAAUGACUUUUGAGUCGACUCAAAAUCGACUCAAAAGUCACUCUUCUCCGACACUCACUCUUCCCCUCCUCUACCCUUCCUCUCCCCCCCAAUCCCCCCGACCAGGUAUAUCACCGCCUCAUCUCUGCCGCUUGAUCACAGCUGCAAGGGUAUACCUCCGCCUCAUUUCCGCUGGUCAAUCGCAGCUGCAAGGGUACCGAACAACCAUAGAAGAAGACAUAGCCCUGCUGUUCAACGCACCGCGGUGUAAAGAGCCCGAGAGGUGGGCGGUGGCAGCAGUAUUGAGUGAGAAGCUGGCUCUAUUAGGUGUGGGAAUAGAGGAGAACAUUACUGUGGACGAGGACGUUCACCUCCUGUUCAGAGCACCCCAGAGCAAGGCGCCUGCAAGAUGGGCGGUGGCAGCGGCAUUAAGCGAGAAGCUGGCUCUGGCUGGUGCUAUCCAGGCGCUGCAACGGCUUUAG